Gasterosteus aculeatus aculeatus (three-spined stickleback) is the source of this 7377-nucleotide messenger RNA. The record is from RefSeq and is a predicted model, not a curated record. NCBI's taxonomy places the organism in Eukaryota, Metazoa, Chordata, Actinopteri, Perciformes, Gasterosteidae.
GCGUAGGGUUUGAGCGUUCGCGGCAGGAGCAGAGAGAGCGAGAGAUAGCGGACAGGGAGCCGCUGGUGCCACCUCAACAUGGAGUAGCGAGGAGCACGAGCGCCUACUGCUCACAAGCAGAGCCCACGGAGAGGAAUUAGCGCGACGGCUUCUUGCCCUGUUUCGUCCGCCGAAGGCCCCUGCAAAUGAUACAGCGGCGACAUAUUGUUUCCUGAACGCACAAAGGGGGGUGGGAGGCCUUUUUAAUUUGAAAGAUGGCGAACGACUCUCCGGCUAAAAGUCUGGUAGACAUCGACUUGGCUUCACUGCGGGAUCCAGCCGGGAUAUUCGAGUUGGUGGAGGUGGUGGGAAAUGGCACCUAUGGACAAGUAUACAAGGGACGACACGUCAAGACUGGACAGCUGGCUGCCAUCAAAGUCAUGGACGUCACAGAGGAUGAAGAGGAGGAAAUUAAACUGGAGAUCAAUAUGCUGAAGAAGUAUUCCCAUCAUAGAAACAUAGCCACCUACUAUGGUGCUUUCAUUAAGAAGAGCCCCCCGGGACACGAUGACCAGCUAUGGUUGGUGAUGGAGUUCUGUGGAGCUGGUUCCAUCACGGACCUGGUGAAGAACACCAAGGGGAACCAGCUGAAGGAAGACUGGAUCGCCUACAUCUCCAGAGAGAUCCUUAGGGGUCUGGCCCACCUGCACGCCCACCACGUCAUCCACCGCGACAUCAAGGGCCAGAACGUUCUGUUGACGGAGAACGCUGAGGUCAAAUUAGUCGACUUUGGCGUGAGUGCUCAGCUCGAUCGAACGGUGGGGAGGAGAAACACCUUCAUCGGGACCCCUUAUUGGAUGGCCCCCGAGGUCAUUGCCUGUGACGAGAACCCAGAUGCUACAUAUGAUUACAGAAGCGAUCUGUGGUCUUGUGGAAUCACAGCGAUUGAAAUGGCUGAAGGAGCGCCACCACUUUGUGACAUGCACCCAAUGCGUGCGCUCUUCCUCAUCCCAAGAAACCCUCCACCCAGGCUCAAGUCUAAAAAAUGGUCCAAAAAGUUUUUCAGUUUCAUCGAGGGCUGCCUGGUGAAGAACUACACGCAGCGGCCCCCGACAGACCAGCUGCUGAAGCACCCCUUCAUCAGAGACCAGCCCAACGAGAGGCAAGUCCGCAUCCAGCUCAAAGACCACAUUGACCGUACCAAGAAGAAGAGGGGGGAGAAAGACGAGACUGAGUACGAGUACAGUGGCAGUGAGGAGGAGGAAGAGGAUCCCCCAGAGCAGGAGGGAGAGCCCAGCUCCAUUGUCAAUGUGCCAGGUGAGUCAACCCUGCGGCGCGACUUCAUCCGCCUGCAGCAGGAGAACAAGGAGCGAUCGGAGGCGUUGCGCCGCCAGCAGCUCCUCCAAGAGCAGCAAAUGCGGGAGCAAGAGGAGUACAAACGCCAACUACUGGCUGAGAGGCAGAAACGCAUUGAGCAACAGAAGGAGCAGAGGAGGCGGCUGGAGGAGCAACAGCGGCGCGAACGAGAAAUGAGGAGGCAGCAGGAGCGCGAGCAGCGUCGCCGCGAGCAAGAGGACAAGCGGCGGAUCGAAGAAAUGGACCGCCGACGUAAAGAAGAGGAGGAACGGCGGCGGGCCGACGACGAGAAAAGGAGGAACGAUCGUGAACAGGAGUACAUCAGGCGUCAGCUGGAGGAGGAGCAGAGACACCUGGAGAUGCUGCAGGAGCAGCUGCUCCGUGAACAGGCCAUGCUGCUGGAGUUCAAGUGGCGGGAGCUCGAGGAGCAGCGCAAGGCCGAGCGACUCCACAAGCGCCUGCAGCAGGAGCAGGCCUACCUGCUGUCGCUCCAGCACGAAUCCAAACAGCCGCCCGGCAACAAGACCAAACUCCCCUCAGAUCGUAGCGCACAUCAGCAGGCCUCCACCAUGCCCCCCGGCAGAGUCCUCACCGCGACCCCCCGAGCGCAGGUCCUCGACCGAGACCAUCAGACAGUCCCCUCAGAUGGCCCUAAGGCCCCGGCAGCAGCGCCGGAGGAGACUGACUGCGAUGAAACCGGUCCCGGCCAGCUCUCAAACUCCCCCAGGCCCUCUCAGACCGAAUCCCCCUCUGACUCUGAGCCUCCCCAGGGAGAAUGUUCGGAGCCCGAUAGCCCCGCAGAACCCAUCGGUCAUCCUCCUCCGCCUAUUAGAGAGGCUGAUGAACGGUACCGUAAGAACAUUCAGGGCUCCCCUCAGAUUGCCCCUCCUCCCAAGCAGCCCCCUCUGCCUCCCCGCUCCUCUGAACCGUUCUCCAAUGGCGGCUCCUCCUCCGAGGCCUCCGCCAUGCACCGGCCCAUGGAGCCUCAGGUCCAGUGGUCCCACCUGGCUGCUCUAAAAAGCAGCAACAGCGCAGCCCCCUCUUCUUCUUCUUCACCUCCCACUCCUCCUCCUCCUCCUCCGCCCGUGGUCUCUCGCUCCCAGUCCUUCAGCGAGCCCGCCGGCGUGACCCCUAACUUUGCACAGCUCCACCUGCGUUCCCAGGACCCCCAUCAUCACCACCACCCAUCGCCCGCACGCACUGACCCCCAACCUCCCCUCCACCACCCUCAGGCCCUUACUAGGGCCGAACAACAGGCCUGCGGCGAGGAGAUACCUCCCAAGGUCCCAGUAAGGACGACAUCCAGGUCUCCGGUACUGGCGCGCCGAGAAUCCCCUCUGCCGUCACAGCCCGGCAACCAGGUGGGACAGAGGAUCGCUGCAGGGAACGUGGAGCAGCGGCCGUUGUGGGACCGAGUGGAGAAGCUGCAGCCUCGGCCGGGCAGCGGCAGCUCCUCCGGCUCCUCCAACUCCAGCUCCCAGGCCAGCCCCGGUGACCGCUUCCGACCACGCUGUGAGUCCCCUGCUUCCUCCAAAUCUGAAGGGUCGCCUCUCCAGCGUCCUGAAAAUGUUCCCAAAAAGCAAGAUGAAAAGAACCUUGCCAGGCCUACUCGACCAGCUGGUGAUGCGGAUCUGACAGCUCUGGCUAAGGAGCUUCGUGCGGUAGACGACGUGAGGCCCCCCCACAAGGUCACCGACUAUUCCUCCUCAAGCGAGGACUCGGGCACCACCGACGAGGAAGACGAUGAGGAGGUGGACCAGGAGGCGGGAGAGGAGUCCACCUCAGGGGCCGAGGACUCCAGGGCUGGAUAUUCCCAUGGCUUCCGCAGGAGGCUGAGUAACGGGGAGACAGAGUCUGCAAAGACCAUGCUUCUGGAGGACUCUGAGAGCGACCAAGCCGUCACGCCUUCCAAGGAUGGAACGCUGGUCAUCAGACAGAGCACCGUUGACCUAAAGCAGUUGGUCAAUCUCGCCUCAGCUGGCCUCGGUCACAUGCACGGCCAGCCCCAAACCCACGGCCUUGCAGAGAAAAACGGCUUUGCCGGCCGCAUACACCACCUACCAGACCUUAUCCAGCAGAGCCAUCACUCCCCUUCCUCUUCCACAACCAUCCCUUCCUCUCCCUCCUCCUCCUCCUUCACAUCGUCAUCUAGCUAUGCCAGUCCCGUCAUGCCCCCACAGAGCCCCCUGGACGAGCUCUCUGGCAUAGAGUCCCAGUCAGAAAGCAACUCCAUGUCCAAACACAAGUCUUCCUCCUCCUUCACUCCCUUCAUUGACCCUCGUCUUCUACAGAUCUCUCCAUCCAGCGGCAGCGCCCUCAACAACAUGGCAGCGUUUGGGCCGGACGGACGCCUCGCAGACCCGCUGAGGUCCGACCCGUCUCGCAAAGGCUCGGUGGUUAACGUCAACCCGGUCAACACGCGCCCGCCGAGCGAUACGCCGGAGAUUCGCAAGUACAAGAAGAGGUUCAACUCUGAGAUCCUGUGCGCCGCGCUGUGGGGAGUGAACCUGCUGGUGGGAACGGAGAGCGGUCUGAUGCUGCUGGACCGGAGCGGCCAGGGGAAGGUCUACCCUCUGAUCAACAGGCGACGCAUCCAACAGAUGGAUGUCCUGGAGGGGCUCAACGUGCUGGUCACCAUAUCGGGUAAAAAAAACAAGCUGCGAGUGUACUACCUGUCGUGGCUGAGGAACAAGAUUUUGCACAAUGACCCCGAGGUGGAGAAGAAGCAGGGUUGGGUUAAUGUGGGCGACCUGGAGGGUUGCGUCCACUACAAAGUCGUGAAAUAUGAGCGGAUUAAGUUCUUGGUGCUGGCCUUGAAGAACGCGGUGGAGGUGUACGCCUGGGCGCCCAAACCAUACCACAAAUUCAUGGCCUUCAAGUCUUUCGGGGAUCUGGUGCACAAGCCUCUGCUGGUUGACCUGACGGUGGAGGAAGGUCAGAGGUUAAAGGUCAUCUAUGGCUCCUGUUCAGGCUUCCACGCCGUGGAUGUGGACUCCGGAGCCGUCUACGACAUCUACCUGCCCACACACAUCCAGACCAGCAUCCAGUGCCACGCCAUCAUCAUCUUGCCCAACACUGAUGGCAUCGAGCUGCUGGUGUGUUACGAGGACGAGGGCGUCUACGUCAACACCUACGGGCGCAUCACCAAGGACGUGGUGCUGCAGUGGGGGGAAAUGCCGACUUCAGUGGCCUACAUUAGGUCGAACCAGAUCAUGGGCUGGGGUGAGAAGGCCAUAGAGAUCCGCUCGGUGGAAACGGGCCACCUGGACGGCGUUUUCAUGCACAAGAGAGCCCAGAGACUCAAGUUCCUGUGUGAGAGGAAUGACAAGGUCUUCUUUGCCUCUGUGCGCGCCGGAGGUGCCAGCCAGGUGUACUUCAUGACCCUGGGACGCACCUCCCUCAUGAGCUGGUAGGCGACGACCAACCGCCACGCCAGCCAACACGACGACCAUACCUAAGCAGUGACCAACGGAUGACUAUUGUGACUAUGACCGCCGACGAUAAAAAGGUGAAAAAAUUCACCUCCGUGAUCGCCGCCAGGCGAAAGCAAACAACGGAUUGGACUGUACCCAUGAAAAAGAAGCUGGGGUGCGGGCUUGUGUGUGGGUGGGGGCGAGGGGCUGCGUUCUGUUCGUGUCCACUGAGUGUACUAGUAAACUAUAUUACAACAACAGAAACCCCCCUCCCUCCCCCGAGCCUCCGGGUUUUCCCUUCACCCGACCCUUUGAGCCGAUCCCCCUCCUCCCCUCCCUCCGGAUCUGUUGCCCGUUGACGGUAAAUCUUUGUGUCAUAGUAAAACUUUGCAUCGUGUUUAUGUGAAUGGCGGAAACACUGAGCAUGUGAACGACUGAAGGGGCAAUAAGAGGCUAAACGCGGCUGUCACUGUAUCAAAGAAGGCAAAUACUUGUAUGUGCACACCUCGAGUGUAGCCGUUUGUAGCUGUAGUUUAGUCCGGGUCCCGGUCAGGGGAAGCUGUCUCCCUAUUCCCACCACGGUAGAUUUCCACGUCAAGCAUGCCAAUUGACACGAGCCCACAGCCACAUAUUAUAACGCUUGACAUGUAAAUCUGCCUCUGUAUCUUCACUUUUUUUGCCUUUUCUUCCUUAAAGUGAAGAUUUUUUUGUAAGGGACCUUCUUGAUAUAUCCAUUCAAUACAGGGUACUGGAUAUCAGUGUGUACAUACUAACUACAUCUACCUUGUAGGCGCCAGACUCUCCCAGGUUUUACAGACACUAUCUCGACUUUUACCACAUUGCCUCACAUAUUGUAGGUUAUGUCGGACAGAAGAAGCCCUGUUUAUGACAGCAUGUCACUUUAGUGUUAUCAACCAGAUUUAGCUCCAGUUUUUUCCAUACACUGUAUAUUUUGUGCUGCACAUAAAGAAAGCAUAAGGAAUUAAGGACGCACCCUUAGAUGAGCUUUAAAGGAAAAAUUUACCGUAUUCAUCAUUGAGCUGUCAUUUUUUUUCUACUUUCCAAAUGGCGAGGCUCUUCUCCCUGGCUCAAUUUAACAUCAACUGGAAAUGUGUAAACUAGCAAACAAAACCUCAAAUGGACACAGCGAUGUGAGACGCAUUACCGGGUGGAUUUUCCCUUUAACAUCAGUCACGAGAAGCGCCAGGAUAAACUGUGAAUUAGACAUGCAGAAUCAGCAGGUGGCCAUUAAGGUAGCAUUGAGGCCAGUGGGCAGAAGUGAUGGAAAGGGAAGUGUGCAUAGGCCCUGGGGGGCUGAGAAGAAGCUUUGAACAUCACACUCCAGUAACGGGGAGGACACCACGAUUAGCUGAUUGUCCUCCGCCUGCACCACGUUUGAAUCUCACAUCUACAAUCAUUCAACUGUAUUUUGAAAGAGACUGUAGCUUAAUGCGUAGCUGAGCAGUUGUCUUAGAAGGGUCUCCAGCGGAUUAAAGCGGCUCAAAAUCCACGGCAGGUUUUGUCAAGUUAAACGUGACGUUUGGUAUUCAUGUACUGUAGGGACACUUGAGUCUGAAUCAGCCAUAUGACUCAACAUUGGACCUUCUUUUAUUGCCAUUUUGGCUUCAGACAGGCGAUUAGAGUGUUUUCAGUCCAGUCUGGAUUGAAGAGACAAACUUUUAACUGGAUAAUUUUCCAUCCCAGAAUGGAACCCUUUUGGUUUCACUCUUCUUCCUCUCAUCCUCUUUUAACCCGAAUGGCAAUGAAAGACUUUGUCACUUGAUGUUAGACCGCCUCAUAACCACUGUUAAAAUAUAGGGUCCAUCUUGCAGCUGUGUGUUUUGUGUGAAUGAGAAAACUAUAUUACGGGACUUUCACCCCCCCCCCCCCCCCCCCCCCCCCGCCUAAACUUCAACUCUUUGACCCUGCUCUCAGUAAAAGUGGUGCCUUCACUUUCCAAGGUGGGACCUGCUGAGCGCUGCAGAACAUGGGAAUGAGAAGCUUUCACUCUCCUGAUCACCUGUGAAAAGCAAAGAAAGUCACGUUCUAAUGGCAGUGUUACAAAACCACUUCAGAUGGCGUGAACUAAGCGGCAUAUUUUUAACUGACUUAGUUUUUAGUCUUGUUUCUGCAAUUUUUAUUAUGUAAUCCUUCAGAUAAGUAUGCGACUGCAGUGGUUUUUAAAUUGUAAUGCACACCUUAUGUUGAAAAUGUUUACAGAAGCAAUUGUUUUGUUAAACCAAUGUGCAUCGAUAUGAAUAUUUAUGGUUUAUUUUGAGGGCAGUUUCUCCCCUGUUUUGUAUUUUGUAUUUUUCCCUUUUUGUACUAUCAUUUAGACGUUUGUGUGCAGGAAAAAUCCACCUUUGCUCGCAUUAUGAAUCACAUAAGGCUAGAGUGUGGUUUCACUGAUUCCUCGACACCCUGCAUAGUGUGCACAGUGUGCCCCUUGCUGUGUGGCAGCGUGGAUCAAAUGUUUUCUACCACCCAGGUGCCAGGUGACCUGUCCCCCCAUAAGCGUCUUUCUCUGCCAUGCCCCUCUAAUUUAUGUCCUCUCUGUGUGUACUAUGGGAAUCACUGUAUUUUCCUGAAGGUCUUUUUUUUCCCAUUGAAUAAAAUCAGAAGUAAUUUA